Messenger RNA from Chara braunii, 4217 nucleotides. The record is from the annotation of a GenBank genome assembly. Lineage: Eukaryota; Viridiplantae; Streptophyta; Charophyceae; Charales; Characeae.
GCGCGCCUGCGAGACGACGGUCCCCGCCCUGACACCCCUCCCGUUGCCGCCUGUGGCCGCGCCAGCCAGCAUCGUCGUCAUGCUGCUUGUACGCACGUGCAUCGCCGCCUCCACGGCCGUCAUGCCAUGACCUCUGCAGCGCUUCAGACGCACGUGCAUCGCCGCCUCCUGUCGCUUAUCCUCCUUUGUCACUUUCUUCUUCUCAGUCCCCGCUAUGAAUUUCUUCUACCUCUAGUUGUCUGCGAAGACUGUUUUUUUUGCUGUGAUGUCGCAGCCAACACAGCGGGGUGGGAGGGGGAGGCACAGCUCCAUCCCGGACGAGGAUGACGAGUUCCGUGAGCAGCCAGAGGCUAGACAGUUAGACCUACAGAAGAAGCAUGCGGUUUGGCGAUAUGUGCGUCAAGGGCAAGAGGUGGGGAUCCGUGGGAAGGGUCAGUAUAAGAUGAAGUGCACGUUGUGCUCCGAGAUCUUUCCCGGGGCGAGGACGGUGGCAGAGAAGCAUUUCACCCGACCUCUAGCUCAUUGCAGAUUUCGUACAGGGGAGAUCCUGUACAGGUUGAUGAGGGAUCGGGUGACCAUUGUUGACCCGGUGGCGAGAAGGACGGCAGAGAGGUUCAGGGAGGAGCAUGGGGAGGAGAUGGAGAGGGAGGAUCUAAGGAGGGCUUGCGAGGUUAGAGCGCCAGCAGGUGGAUUGUUUGGUGUAGGUACUUCUGGUGGUGGACUGGAUGACAUUGGGGGCUCAGGCGAUGAGGAGGCUGGCGGUCAGGUUUUGGAGGAUGAGAUCAAUCGCUUGCAUGAGGGCUUGAGGGGGGUUCAGACACAGCCUCUUCGAGGAGGGGAUGGGGGGGGGGGACGGCACGAGGGAGGGUUGACGGUCAAUGAGCCUGGUGUCGUUGUGCCCCAUAACCGUGUAUUGCUGCAGAUGAAGCUAGACAACUGGGUUGUGGGUGGCUUGCAGCAGCAGUACGGGAGGUUGUGGGCAAUGGCCCUGUUCAGGGCUGGGGUGCCUUUUUCUUUCGUGCGUCUAGAAACAACGGAGGAGCUGCACAAGUUUAUUGUUUCACUGAUGCGACCGACGUUGGGGCCAGAGCUUCGUUUGCCUGCAUACAAUGACUUGCGCACACGGCUUCUCGAUCUUGUGUACCACGAGAUGUCGGAAGUCGUGCUGCCUAAGAAGGCAAAGUGGAAGAUCACAGGCUGUACGAUGUUGACGGGCGGGGCGACAACGAGGAAGUAUACCCCCAUCGUGAACUUCAUCGCGGCUGGAGAGGAUGGUCCCGUCCUUAUCCAGACAUACGACAUGUCUUAUAGGGAGAAGACAGGAGUUGCGCUUGCAUUGCUGUGGGAGGAGGUUCUAAGGGAUAUUGGGUUGGAGCAUGUCAAUGCUAUGUGCACUGAUAAUGCUUACGCCAAUCAGGUGGCUGAGCAGUGCUUGCAGGGUCAUCCUGAGACCAUCAUAUCACGCAUCCCAUGGGUCCCUUGUGCUGCACACUGCUUGUCGCUCUUGUUGCGGGACAUCACGGAGCUGGGUUGGGUGUCCCUUGUCCUGACGAAUGCACAUACAAUUGUGACGUUCUUUAGGACCCACCAAAAGCCGUUGAAGUAUCAUCGCAAGUUCAAGGACAAGAAGAAGGGGAUGAAGGAGCUGAUCAAACCAUAGGAUGAGGUGGAUGUUCGGCAACUGAUCCUGUCGAGUGUAUUCUGGGCAGAAAUGGAGAGUGUGAAGGAAGUCGUGAAGGCGGCCUAUAACCUCCUCCGCGACAUGGACCACGACGGCUCGUCACCACCCGAUCUUUGGGGGCUAGGGGACACUCUGAGACCACAGAUGCAUAAGGCAAAGCUCUCAGAGGAGGACCAGCAGGAGAUUCUGGAGAGAGUUCACUUGCGUUGCGGCAUGAUGCGGCAGCCCGCGCAUGCGCUUGCAUACCUGGUCAACCCUCGACGGCGCGACAUCACUCUCUUGUCUGACAGGGAGGGUCCCCUUGUCCAGAGUGCACUAGACCAUAUGGUGAGAUACUGCGAUGAGGGAGCACACUCAGAGGAGCAUUACAAGAUGUGGAAUGGGCUAUACUUAUUCCACCACGAUGACCUGUCAGAGAAACCCAGGCCGACUUGGUGGAAUGAUCGGGCAAUGAGGGAUGCGAAGUCGAUACACUCAGCGUACUGGUGGUACCUCCAUGGGACCCUCUUCCCGGCACUGAAGGCGGUUGCGAUUAAGGUAUUGGGUAUGUGGUCCACCGCCUCUCCUUGCGAGAGGAACUGGGCCUCUCAUGACUUCAUUCACACGAAGAGGCGUAACAACCUCUCUAGUGAGAGUCUGCGGAAGCUCGUGUUCAUCCAUUGGAACAUGCAGCUUCUGCGCGCAUCAACGGGUCCUCGAAAGAGGUUUGUCGAUGUGUGGGAGGAUUUGAGGGAUGAGCAGCCGCUUGAGGAGCAGGAGGGGAUUGCUGACGAGGUCUACCCUGACAACAUGACCAUUGUGGAGGAGGUGGCAGCUGCCGAGCGCAGACGCCACAAGGAUGGCAGAGAUCGUGCUAGCAGCCACUUGCUGCGGGCAGAGCGGGAGUAUGAUGAGGUGGCAGUGUGGGAGGAGUUGCAAGAUGAUGGCCUUUGGGAGAGGUAUGACACCCUCGACAUGGAUGACGACUUGGACGGCUACUACCUACAUGGCACCAGACACACCUUCGCCACUGCCAUGGACAUAAGGGCAAGUCAGCGAGAGGAGGAUGUACGUGAGACGAGCAGGGGAGGAGGGGAGAGAGAGAGAGAGGGAGGGGAGUCAGGGGACUCUGGAUUUGCACCGACGAGAUUUGAUGGAGAGGCUGGUCCUAGUGCAGGUGCGAGCGGGGAAGACCCUCCCGUGUUUGGCAUGCCACAUUGCGAGUCGGGCCGGUCAUCGCCACAUCAUCAGGGAGAUUCUGCUCGUCAGCCUAUGGAGGACACACUUGCGGGAGGGGAGUCGAUGGAAGCAUGCCAAGAUGAUAGAUUGCAUGAGGGCGUGGGCCCCUCCCCAACGACACAUUUGACUGCAGUACCGUCCUCCGCACCACCAUCCUCUGCAACACCUUCCCCCGCAGCACAAUCGACAGCACCACCCUCGGCUGCAGCGCAGUCCACUGCAAUGUCGUGCACCCCAGUGCUGUCCUCUGCUGUGCCCUCUUCACAUGGCGUCGAUGAUGUUGCCUCGCACGGCGCAACGGCAGGUGCUGACACCUGUGUAGCGCAACAGGACUUCUAUGCUGCGCCACCUAUGCCAGCCUUGCAUGGGCGAGGCAUUAUGAGAGGACCAGGCAUCUCCAUCCCUCCUGUGCCUCCACGACAAGUCCCUCCUCUUGUGGAGAAGGUGCUUCCCCCUCUCGCACGCCCUGCGGGACCUGCGCCCCUUGGUACCAGCCGUCAAGCAGUGCCUGCUAUUGGUACGGGUGCAUUUUGUCCACCUCAUUCGGGACCAGUGACGUCAGCCGGUGUUCCUCCACUUCCUGCCCGAGUGUCUUCCGCGAUUGUCGACAACACGGCGACCAGGGGUGCAAAGAAGAGGAAGACACCUGAUGCUCGUGGGGGACGUGAAGUUGCACAUGUGAGAGGGAGCACAGGCAGACCACGCGGGCGUCCUCCGGGGAGCCGUGGCAGGGGUAGAGGUAGACGGGAUGUGGCAGAGGCUGUGGGGAGGUUGUUGGGCGAGGUGGGCGUCGUCGGAGGCGGUGCACCGACACCCAUCUCGGUAGAUGGAGUCAGGACUCGUUCCUAGGCAAGGCAGAAGAAGAGGCCUCAAGUUCAUGAUCCGCGAGUUUUGGACGAUGAUGACGAAAGCGACGAGGCAUCCAUCAGCGAGUACGAGGCCCCGGAACACUGUUCUGAUGAUGAUGAAGACGACGACGAUGACGGGCCUGAGGAGCGUGGAGUCGGGGACGAUGAUGAUGUGAGAGGGAGAGAGAGAGAAAGAGAGAGAGAGAGAGAGAGAGAGAGAGAGAGAGAGAGAGAGAGAGAGGUACUCCAUGGGCGGUUCUACUUGCUUGACAUUUCACUGACUUCACGGUGAAUGUGGCAUGCAUUGAUGAAAUUGUAUGACCUUCUUCAGCUCGUUUGCAAUGGAUAGCUUGUUUUUUUUUUUGUGUAUGUGUGUGCGUGUGUGUGUGACACUUUGUGUGUGUCAGUCAGUCAGUCAGUCCAUAUACUCAAUUGAUCAGUCAAUCAUUCAAUCAAUCACUUUGUGUCAG